This is a messenger RNA of Amoebophrya sp. A25, 9283 nucleotides long. NCBI's taxonomy places the organism in Eukaryota, Dinophyceae, Syndiniales, Amoebophryaceae. The record is from the annotation of a GenBank genome assembly.
CUAUGCCUCUGCGGUGCUGCAGAUCGGAACAUCGCAGUCACACGGACAGAGGUUAAGAGAGUGUGAAGGAACAGAGAAAAAAAAUAGACGUUGUAGAAACAAUUUUUAGAGUGAAAAAACAACCCUGCGUCCCCUCACGUCAAACGUUGAAGAUGCCUUGGAGUCUGUACUAGUUGUCCACCACUUCCAAUGUUUUACUUCUAGUAGUCUAAAUUACUUUCAAUUUUUGAGUGCUGCUGUCAUUAGCUGUUACCUGCUCAAGUUGAGCAUGCUAUGUGGAAAAUGCCUCGGUGUAAGCCGGUAGCAUUUUCGGUUUUAGUUGCUACGGUUGUCACGAAAGAUACAGGGAUCAGGGGCUUACACGUUUACUUACAUGCCAUGACAACCGAAGGAUACAGGCUACCUCCCUUGUGGAAGCUGAGGAAGUCCUAAAAUUCCUAUCCUGUUCCAUCUUGAUGUCCUAUCCUGUAGUAUGAUUUAAUGCGUUCCCGCCCUAUCCUAGUUUCAUGGCCGUCCUUGUCAAUUAUCUAACAACAUAAUAACAUUGGUAAGAAUAACAUUGCUAAGAAUUAUAUAUAUAUGUACCAGGGAGGGAGGCCCCCUCCCCCCCCCUUAAGCUCGAGAAUGGGACCCCCUGGGCUUUACGGGAUUCCUCGGGCGGAUAUGAUCUGGGGCUAAGCGAUCGCCAGGCGGGUCCUGCUCCUGCUGGGGCCUCCUGCUGGGGCCUCCUGUGGUUCCUGUGGUUCCUGUGGCUCCUGUGGUUCCUGUGGUUCCUGUGGUUCCUGUGGUUCCUGUGGUUCCUGUGGUUCCUGUGGUUCCUGUGGUUCCUGUGGUUCUUGUGGUUCCUGUGGUUCCUGUGGAAGAUGGCUGGCUCAAGUGGUUCGAAGGGAGAGCAAAGACCGACUUAAUUUAGUUGGUUCCUUAGGCGUGUUUGGUCAAGUUCUUGAAUGAAUUUUUUCCGAUUCUCGGCCUAGGAUUGCAAAUGGGUACCAAUUUGAAACCUCAGCCCGACAGUCCAACAAAAAAACUAAGCCAGAUCACGUCGCUCCGCACUAGGUUCCGAAAAUAAUUGGCGUUGCCUCUUUUCUUCUUUUCGUUUCACUCCUUGCACAUUUUGAAAACGUGCAAGAAGUGAAAACCUAUUGAGCGCUCUUUCUCCUUUCAUAGCGAGCCAUUUUUGGCGCAAGAUUCGAAACCUUCUAAACCGGAUUUGAAGGCGCCUUAAUGGCCUACUUACUUGCAUUUGGGAACGAGAUUGGAAACAACAAAACAAACAAAACCCCCCACCAUCAGCGAUCUCUUGUCGCAGCAACUUCUUCCGAGCACCCCCGUCGCGUCCCUUUUCUGCUUCAAUUUCUGCCCGGGGGGAAAGUUUCCACCCCCGUCCCCUUUCUGCUUUAAUUUCUGCCCGGGGGGGAAAGUUUCCACCCCCGUCCCUCUUCUGCUUCAAUUUCUGCCCGGGGGGGAAAGUUUCCACCCCCCUUGGUUGAUUUUCUGCCAGGUUUGCUGCCUCGGGAACACUUUCUACCCCCCUGAGUGAUUUUCUGCCAGGUUUUGCCGCCUCGGGAACAUUUUACCGCCGACCUUUGUUGAUUUUCUGCCAGGUUUGCUGCCUGGGGAACAUUUUCCGCCCCCCAGGUUGAUUUUCUGCCAGGUUUGCCACCUCCUCGGGAACAUUUUCCGCGCCCCUUUGUUAAAUUUCUGCCAGGUUUGCCGCCUGGGGAACAUUUGGCCGCCUCGAGGUUGAUUCUCUGCCCGGUUUGCUCCCUUCGUUGAUUUGCUGCCAGGUUUGCCGCCUCCGGAACAUUCUCCGCCCCCCUGGUUGACUUUCUGCCGCAUUUUCUGUCAACUGGGAACAUAUUCCGCCCCCCUCUGUGACUUUCUGCCGCAUUUUCUGCCUACCCGGGAACGUUUCCCACUCCCCUGGUUCAGUUUCUGCCACCCGGGAACACUCUCCGCCCCCGUCUGUGACUUUCUACCACCCAGGAACAUUUUCCGCCCUCCUCUGUGACUUUCUGCCGCGUUUUCUGCUUGCCCGGGAACAUUUUCCACCCCCCUCCGUGACUUUCUGCCACCCGGGAACACUUUCCGCCCCCCUCUUGGACUUUCUGCCGCAUUUUCUGAAAAUCGGGAACAUUCUCUGCCCCCCUCUUGGACUUUCUGCCGCAUUUUCUGCCACCCAGAACACUUUUGCCGCGCCUUCCUCUUGGACUUUCUGCCGCAUUUUCUGCCAAGCUCUGUGAACUUCUGCCGAAGGGACUUUUCUCCCUCGCCGUCUUGUGGACAUUUUCCGCGUCCCUCUGGGGGUUAAGACUGGCACUCACCUAAAAGGGGAACGCUGCUGCCCAUCGUCCGCCACGUCAAAAGCUCCCAACAAAGCUCCCAACUUCACGGGAUUUCUGGUCUUCCCUCAAUUCAAUUUCUGGUCUUCCCGCCCGAGAAAUCCCGCAAAGCCCAGAGGGCCCCUUUCUCGACCCUACCCCCCCCCCCCUGUGGAUGGAUCGGGGGUGGACCACGCCAGAGGGGUCCAGCCUUGCCACCUUAUUGGCCAGGCCUGUCGAGGGGCUGCCGGGCGGGAAGGCCUCAAAGCGCCCACUUCUGACCCCUUCCCGCUUCUUGCAUGUACCCUACAGACCUGGCAAAGGCAGGGCCCCGCUGGCUUGUUGCAUGUACCCGACAGACCUGGCAAAGGUGGCAAAGGCCGGGCCCCGCUGCCUUGUUGCAUGUAUCCACCGACCCGGCAAAGGGGGCAAAGGCAGGGCCCCGCUGCCUUGUUGCGUGUACCCUACAGACCUGGCAAAGGCAGGGCCCCGCUGCCUUGUUUCGUGUACCCUACAGACCUGGCAAAGGUGGCCAAGGCCGGGCCCCGCUGCCUUGUUGCAUGUACCCUACAGACCUGGCCAAGGGGGCAAAGGCGGGAACCCACCCCUUUGGCGUAGGGUUGGGCACACGCAACACGACAAGAGGGCCCAGCCUUUGCCACCUUUGCCAGGUCUGUAGCGUACAUGCAAGAAGCGGGAAGGGGUCAAAAGUGGGCGCUUUGAGGCCUUCCCCCCCGGCAGCCCCUCGAAAAGAGGGGCCGGGGCGGGGAGGCCCCCCCCCUUCAAAAGGGGGGGGGGGGGGGGGGAGGGGGCCUCCCGCCCUGAGCCCUGGAACAUAUAAACAUGAGUAAGAAUAACAUUAGUAAGAAUCACAUUGGCGUGUAGACUUAGCAAACGCAACCUAUGAUCCUAUCCUAUUCUAAUCACAUUGGUAAUGCUAAUGGUAGUUCUAGUUGAUGUUGCUUCUAAUAACAUUGGAUCUUCAAUUACAAAAUUGUUCCACAGGAUUAAGUUUGAUCAGCGUCGGUCGUGCGAAAAAUUGCGGACAAUCCAAGAUUUACAUUAAGGCCUAAUACAAAUAAGUACUUUUACUUGUGUAACUGUACUUUCACAUGUAUGGUUCUGGCAUUGGGUAACCUGAAUUAUUUGAUCUCGAGGCCCUCAAGGAUAUCCUUCCCGUUUUCCUUAUAAUCGAAGUCAGGCUAUCAAAUACCGGCGCCACUCGUCGCAACUGUAACUGUAAACAGAGUAGGUUAUAGCACGCAUGGAGUGCAUGGAGUAGCAUGGAGCGUAUGGGGCGCAGAUGCAUAAGGGACGCAAGAAGGGCCCUCUUUAGCUCCAUGCAGCUCCAUGCGAUCCAUGCACUCCAUGCCAUGCGAGCUGCGCAGCCUUCUGUGUAAAUUAUUCUGCUGUAGUUAUUCGCUGCUAUUUGCCUAGUGCAGGGCUAGCUGCUCUUAGUCUCUUGAUUAGUCGCCGUCUAGUCCACGCACGUCAUUCAUCUUAUACUUUAUGAAAUCUUGCGUGCUUGAGACCUAGAGGAGGUAGAGUUAAGUAAGAUGAAUGACGUGCGAUCCAGUUCCCCCGUUCCGUAAUAAAUGAUGAAGAGAAGAAAUGAGGAAAAGCGCACUCAUCUUAGCUAACUCUACCUGCUCUAGAUCUCAUUUCAAGCACCUCAUUCAUCUUACUUAACUCUACCUCCUCUGGAUCAGAUGUAGAUGUAAGCAGACUUUUCUCAUUUCAGGCACUGUUCUCUCGUCCGCUUCGAAGCUUCAAAGCUUGUAAUUGACGAGUUACUUCUUACUUUUAUUGUGUUGAUUAAAGAUAGUAUUUUUUUAUGUCUCUCCUAGUUAGGUCGGCUCUACCAAUUUUAUUGUGUUGAUAGACCAGGGCUUUUCUCGUUGCGCCACCUACUUAACCUCCUGACGCACACCGUCGUCGCAACUUCUAACAACAGCAGGUCACGUCCAUCGUAACGGAGCGUGGUGCUGCUCGACCUGGACUGCAACAGUGUGAUUUUUAUGGCUCUGAGUCAAGAAAGACUUCUCGUAGAAGUGCAACCUCCAUCUUGGAGUCGACAAUCAAUGAUCGUAGGUAGUUUCCCCACAGCUUUUCAGUUGAUUGCGCAUUAAUAUCAAGGGUAACAAGCAGGGUUGGCGUCCCUGCCCUCGUGCCUUGUAGGCAGGGGCAUAAGCGUGGGACGGUUGGCAGCCGGUGGCGGUUUAUAUAACACUACUACUCCCCUCCUUUGCCCCUAGGCUUCACCAGAUUAAAAUCGGCGGGUUUAUAGGCAAUUGCUCCACCCGACCUCAGUAGAAGGUGAAGGAGGUUAACGGACUCCACCCGUCGCCGGCAGGUACACCGGAUAUCACGCGGGUCACCCUUUCGGCGGUCUUAGCCUAGAAAAAAGAUCGAGGUCCCUGCGCUUGGCCUUGAGAGUAGAUCUCUAGUACUAGUGGAGUAGAACUCCACCACAUCCGCCUUUAUUGUUGUGAGGACAGACUCUAUCGUAAAUAGUGUAGUUCUUAUACUCGAAUACUCAAAGUAAGCAAGUAAGAAACACAAUGAACGAGUAUCUGAGAAUAUUUCCUAGCAUACUCGGUUAUUUCAGUUUUUCGAUUACCUGAAUUGUGACCUCUUCCACCUCUAAGCCGAGCCUCAAUCUGGUCUACGAACCGGUCCGGACGUGCCAGCGAUAUCGUCUUUUUCCUCUUACCAAAAGGGUUUAAGCCCCAUGGGUCGGAUCAAUUCCGUUAUUUUGGUACGCCUGCCGAACUACUAUAGUACACCAGCCGCGGACAUGUCUAUUAAGGCCAUCGUCGCAGCUCCAUGACUUUUUAGCAUCACCCUGGCUACCAGGUAUAGGUAACAUCGAUGGACUCGAUGAUAAGCUGAAUGAACUUCUAAUCCUCGCCAAGAGGUCAAGCUGCUGUAUCCACGGUGUCUCGAUGCAGAUCUGGAGAAUCCGAGACUGGGUAAUCCACAUAAGUUUACGAAUGCGCGCGAAGAUGAUCUCGCGCGAAGACAGAGAAAGCUUGCUCGCGCUACCUGUUAAGGCUACCCUGGUUCUUUGUUUUUCUACCCAGCAUCAGAUUCCUGGGCCUCUGCAUCAUUCUUACUUUAGCAUCACCCCUCAGCAUCAUGCCUCGGCAUCAUCCCUGAAGCAGAAGUAUCAUUUUGAAGCACAUCAAGCAUGUACUUAACACCAUCGUCCCUUGAGAAACCUACUUUAAGUAUAGACGGUGGGAAGGUGGGCACGGUGGGCGACGCUGGGCCGCUGGGCGGCCACGCUUGGCACGGUGGGCGGACCCUUGGCACACAUGGGGGGCACGGUGGGCGCACGCUGCGCGCGUAUAGCGUUGGCCCGCUGCUUCCGCCAACGUACAGGGCCGCAGUCGAGGGCAGCGCGGCGCUGUGCUCCUUCGCGGAGCGGCCACGUUCUCGCUGCUUGCGGUGCUUCGCUGCUGUCUGCAGUGCCGCCUGGGUGUGUAGAGUGCGGCGCAGCGCUGCAAUGGGCCUCAGUGCUCUGCUGCAAUGUGCGGCCAGUGCUGCUGAGGGAUAUUCCCAGGCGGGCCAGUAGGUUGGCGCCCCGAUUCGUAUGCAGCUUGCUGCGGAUCCAGGGCGCAUGCGCUUACUCUGCCGGGGGGCUUCAGAAAUGCGCGCCUGAAGGGCGCCUCGAUUUUUGGCCCCACUUCUCACGAUGGGCGCGCGGUGGGCGACAUCUUUGGCAGAUGACCGACUUUUGGGCCGCCCAGCGGCCCAGCGUGCCAAGCGUGCCCACCGAUCCAAUUCUGGGGAGGCUAUGAACUUUCCUACGUACUAGCAUAAGCCCUCAGCAUCAUCCCUGAAGGCCCUUUGUUUUUCUACUAGAAGAUCGAGAGUACAGUAGCAUUUUAUUUUAUUGAUAUUAUUUCAAACUAAGUUUUUUCUACUAGGGAUAGUAGAAGUAUGUAACUAAACGAAGCAACACGACCCAAAGGCAAACAAGUAGGAUCUUCUUAUUAAAUGAAUUAUUACGUUGAAUCUACUAUCGAAAUUGAAGGAACAGCAACAACAAGAUGCUAUCCCUAAUGCUAAUAGUACUAACCCUACUCAAGGAAGUACUACUGCUAGAUCCACCGGCUCUAGCUGGUAAACUUAGCGCUAGUGCCACUCUCUUCUAAACUUGCGAGACAUUCCAGAGGGCUCAAAGGAUGCGGUAUUUUUCCGCACGUACGAAUACAGACAUGGAUAGGCUAGAUCCUGUAUUAAGGCUCCUUUCCGCAUGAAGAUAGACACCUCACUCUGUUUUAUCCAGUAGGAAAGAAUGUGAUAAGUGAACAGGAGGGGAACGCCUAAGCAUGUCCUCAUCGGGGAUGUUCUGCAGAUCAGGAAGCAAAGAAGUCGGGGAUGUUCUUUUGAAGAAGGCGAAGAAACUGAGCAUCAAGAGCACGCCUCUAAGCCACUACUCGAAAACUGAAAAUAACCGAGUUACUGACUGAAAUAAGGGAGGUAGCUCUGACAGGGCUACUCUUCCUUGUUCAGUAUCUCGCUUAUUGUAAGUAGUUACUCGCUUAUUUCAGUUUUUCGAAUAAGCAAACUGAGCAUCAAGAGCCUCUAAUUGAAACGCCACUGGUCACUUUCGUCUUCUACGAUGCCCAAAAACUUUUACCGAAGGACCAGAUUCCGGAAUCAAAGAAAAGAGAGAAAUCGGAAGCCGAAGGAGGUGAACAUUAUGGCUCCUCAGCCAAGACCAACAUCGAUCGGAUCGAUCUUGAUCUUUCAAUAUUUUUUUCUUUUCCUAGUUAGCUUGGCCUCUUUCAAUAUUUUUUUCUUUUCCUAGUUAGCUUGGCUCCACCCAUAAUAUCAUAAACUGAUGUAGUUGUCAAUCCAAGCGUUGCUGCGCUCACGACUGUGAGGAGUGAGCGCAGCGUUCCACUAAAGUUCUACAUCUUUCUUCACUACAUCUCGUCUCUCCCCUACGUUCAUUUGUCUCAACUAGUACAUCCUGAUUUAUUUUUUACUUAUUUAGUCCUAACAUGAUCUUUCUCCACUACAACAUCUUGGCAGUAAUAAUAAUAAUCUAACUCCAACAAGAUGAGGAGGAGGACGAAGAAGACGAGGAGCUGAGGGAAGAGGAACAGGAAUUAUUUCCACAGGAACAUCAAAACUUCUUUGCUUGCCUUCGUUUACGGCUACAUUUAGAACUUGUUGAAAGGUGAACAUCGACCACUAUGCGUUGACUCUCACACUAGAAUUGAUUCUCAAAUAGGAUGUUGCAGUCGAAAGAUGAACAUUCGCAGAAGAUAACAGCCAAUAUAGUACAGUUUCAUUGACUUACUUCAAACUCAAAGAUGUUGCAGCCGAAAGAAGAUGAACAUACCUAGAUCAAGAUGGCUAGUGUGUUCUAAGAUGUUGCAGUCGAAAGAAGAUGAAUAUACUCAUACUUAGAUAGCCAUAGCUUUAGCUAGUAGGUUGCUAUCGAGAGAAAAUGGACAUUGAACAUUGAACAUACCUAGAAGUAGAUAGCUUCUCUACGGAUGACAAAUUAACUUCUACUACUGUUUUCUUACGAAUGGACAUUGGGCAUCCCUAGAAGUAGAUAGCUUACAACGAGUAGUAAUAUACAUCGAUCUUCUAACUCGUUUCUUUUGUGAUGCAGGAAUCUCAAAGCUUGCCGCCGAAAUGGUAGCGGAGGAAGACAGAGACGAGACUGAUGACGGGGUCGUUGUCACGGAUAGUAGACCCAUCUGGGAUAAGCGGAUAAAGAAGGAUUACGGCGCUGCUAGCUUAUUCUUAUUCAGAGGAAGUCCCUCCACAACACUCGUAAGUCUUAUUCUACUCGUGACGCCGUGGCAACUUCCUCAUUUUAUUUCUUCGUCUGCAGGUCGUGGGUGUAGCUUUAUUUUCACAGAACAAGAAAGCACUACAACCACGACCUCUAGUAGUCACGGCACCAGAACAAAGCACUGCCACGACUCGAUAACUUUCGUUUGUUCUUGGGUUUGAAGCCUCUGCUACAUGUGACUGCACAUCAUGCACAUCAACAUCAUGUAGUAUUUGCACUUUUUUUUUAGGAUCUCCAAAAUGAAACCCUCUCUCUCGUCGACCUCGACGAUCUGCUCUAAAAAAAAGCAGACUACUAUGACGGCAAGCGUGGUUUCGUACACUUCUUAUGAACAAACGGACACGCUUGUGGACGAGGAGGUCAAAAUUUAGGGAAGAUUAGGGGAAAUUAUGGCUCCCUAAUUUUCCCUAAAAUUCGUAUGUGGGUUUAAGCGUGUCCGUUUGUUUCUAAACUUCGUGCAGAAGGAGAGACUCACGAAGAUGUCCCCAAGUGCCAGAGCGGCCGCGGAAACCAAUCCCCUAGAUUUUAGUGGACGUUGGGUCAAAAUUAAGGCUCCUAACAUAGAAGAAGUAUGUUGGAUCGAUCCCCUAGAUUUUAGUGGAAGGUCGUUGGGUCAAAAUUUACCCCCUAGAUUUUAGUGGAAGGUCGUUGGGUCAAAAUUAAGGCUCCUAACAUAGAAGAAGUAUGCUGCAUAUCCAUAUAUCCCCUAGAUAGAUAAUCUGAGUGGAAGGUCGUUGGGUAAAAAUUAGGGUAAACACAAACGCUAACCCAUCGUGACAGGACAAUCGAGAGACCUAGAAUAUUAUUUCUUGAUGAAGUCGUGAUGUUAGAACAUUUCUUUCAGAGUGUGCUAAGAAAGACAUCUGGGCUGCAGUAGUCGGCACCAACCCUGACGAUCCGAAUCAGAGUAUUUUUAGCCUUGAUUCCUCACCUGAAGCAACCCGUGGACCUUGGGACUUCGACUUGGCGCAGCGUGAUGAUGAUUUCGAUUCCAUUCCUGGUGAAGGUAGAGGUACAACUAGUAAUGGAGAUGGUAGUGAGGCAGGAGAAGAAGCAGAAGGCGCAGGUGAUAAGAGAGGAGGCGGCACAAGUGACGGUGGAGAAAGUAGAAAACGUGAAGGAGUAGAUGAAGAAGGCA